AUGGAUAAAACGAGUGAAAUCGCAGUCGGUUUUGAUCGGAGUAGCACCAAACAAAGAAUUCAUGAUAGAAAGCAUCAACAAAUUAACGAAGGAACCGAAUUACCACCGAAAUUCAAAGGGGUUGUUCCACAACCGAACGGGCAUUGGGGAGCGCAAAUCUACGCAAAUCAUUUGAGGAUUUGGUUAGGCACCUUCAAAUCAGAGACUGAAGCUGCCAUGGCGUACGAUAGUGCUUCCAUCAAACUUCGUACCGGAGACAAUUACAGAAACUUUCCAUGGACCAACAUGACAGUUCAUGAGCCUAAAUUCCAGGGCCUACAUAGUACAGAAGGAAUUUUGAACAUGAUAAGGGAUGGAUCCUAUCCAUCAAAAUUUGAAGACUUUUUGAGGAGCCAAAAGGGGGAAAAUGAGAUAGGUGUCAACCUAAUCAAGGUCCAAGGGCAUGGUGGUGUUUCCUGUAAACUUCUUUUCCAGAAGGAAUUGACACCAAGUGAUGUGGGUAAGCUUAAUAGGCUUGUUGUUCCAAAGAAAUACGCGGUCAAGUUCUUUCCCCCUAUGUCGGAGGACACGGAAGAAAAUACAGGUGGUGGGAAGGUGGAUGAGGUACAUCUUUUUUUUUAUGACAGGAUGAUGAGGCUAUGGAAAUUCCGGUACUGUUAUUGGAAGAGUAGCCAGAGCUUUGUUUUCACAAGGGGCUGGAAUCGAUUCGUGAAGGAAAAGGGGUUAAAGGCCAACGACCUCAUUACGUUCUACAUAUGCGAAGGUCAAGAAGCAGCAAAAGGAUGUCAAUCCUUCUUUGUUAUUGAUAUAGGUCACACUGAGGGAUCAAGAAACGGUACGGUACUAGAUGAAGGAAUUAUUAGUCAAAAUGUGGAUAUACAAGUGGAUUUAAGUCUGAAAUUGGGACAAAAUGUCAACUUGGAGUUGGUUAAGGAUGAGAAGGAAGAUUGUGAGCUUCAUAAGUUGUUUCCGGGACUGGGGUUAGCACCCAAGAGGAAGAGAAGUGUUAGACUUUUUGGUUUUGAGCUCAAUUGA
Rhododendron vialii is the source of this 1035-nucleotide messenger RNA. RefSeq names its product AP2/ERF and B3 domain-containing transcription factor At1g50680-like. The record is from RefSeq and is a predicted model, not a curated record. The coding region runs from base 1 to 1035 and encodes 344 amino acids. NCBI's taxonomy places the organism in Eukaryota, Viridiplantae, Streptophyta, Magnoliopsida, Ericales, Ericaceae. Gene Ontology annotation, molecular function: DNA-binding transcription factor activity; DNA binding. The transcript has a single exon. Gene Ontology annotation, biological process: regulation of DNA-templated transcription.